GGGCAGGUAACAUCUCACCAACGCUGAAGCUAACAGGGUCCUCUUUAGUUAAAGUCUGGGAUUUUUUAGCAUUUUGGUUCAGUUUAUGAACAAAGCACCCCUUUGCUUUUAGCAACAGGGAAGCCAAUCCGAUUGAAUGCCUCCUUUUUUUUUUUUUUUUUUUUUUUUUUUUUUGUUUUGUUAUUUUGUUAUCCCGUUGUGCGCUCGCCGCGCCCGUGCAGCCGCUGUGUGUUAUAGGAAGGACUGGUUUGAAGGCAGAAACAAAGCACCGUUUCCACGGGGAGCCAGGACCCCCCGGGGGGGCUGGAUGAACCUUCUCCCGGCUGGGAGCGGGACUGAGGAGCGGAGCGGCUGCAACGGCCCCCCCCCCUGCUGCCGGUGCGGGUCCGCCAUCCUGCACUGGGACAGAAACCAUCAGCCUCGCACAGCCGGACUGGGAGCAGCUCCAUGGGAUGGGAUCUGGGAGCCCUGCGAGCUCGCCUCAGUCCCUUGGACCCUGCUGCUGGGAAAAGCACCGUGCAGCCAGCUCAGCGGUACUGCCGAGCUGCUCCAAGCCGGCUGGCUGCGUUCAACGGUCAGUUUUGAAGGUUUUGUCUUUGUGUUCCCAUUAGCCACAUCAGUGCAUUUUGAACUGCCGGAAUUUUUGCAGCACAUCAUUCCCACCUUCCCAGGAGUGCUUCUAAUUGCCAUGAAGGACUUCAGCCAGUACCGCAUAUUAAUCCUCACCCUCAGGAUUUCAGACACUUCUAACAGACUGAUAACCAUGGGACAGUGAUGGCACAGACACAGCAGGAUUUUAACGGUGGGAAGAUGCUGAUGGACAAAAAUGAAUCUUGGUUCUCUAAUUUCUCCUCUGCUGCCUCCUCCUUUGUGAAAGGAGGUGGCAGCUGGGCAGGGAUCGGCCUCCACGAGGUGGUCGUCGGGCUGAUACUAACCAUCAUUGACUUGAUCACGCUCCUGGGAAAUACAAUAGUCUUCAUCUGCCCGGUGGUGGAAAAGAGGCUGCGCACCGUCACCUAUAUGUUUAUCAUGUCCUUAGCCAUGGCAGACUUCCUUGUAGCCUGCCUGGUCAUGCCCUUUAGUAUCAUUUACGAGGUGACGGGGAUGUGGUUGUUUGGGAAGCUGUUCUGCAAAGUCUGGAUCUCUUUUGACGUCAUGUUCUGCACCGCAUCCAUUGUCACGCUGUGCUUCAUUAGCCUGGACAGAUACUGCUCCGUGGUGACCCCGUACCACUAUUCAAGAAGGAUGUCCCGUGGCAGAUGCAUCGUGAUGACCUGCAUGGUCUGGGUGUAUUCCUCCCUCAUUUCCUUCCUUCCCGUCAUGCAAGGCUGGAACGAGAUCCCCGGGGUGGACUUUGAUGCAGGCAGAGAAUGCAUCUUUGUCACCAACUGGAUUUUUGCCAUUGUGGCUUCCGCUCUGGCAUUUUUUGUCCCCUUCAUGGUCAUGUGCAGCAUGUACUUCUUCAUCUACCGAGCUUCGCGGCUCAAGGCCACUCGUAUCAUGUCUCAGACCCUGGAGAUUCACUACCACCCCAACAGCAAGCGGCAGAACCAUCUGCAGCUGGAGAACAAGGCCACGCGGACCAUUAGCAUUAUCAUUUCAGUCUUUGUGCUGUGCUGGCUGCCCUACUUUGUCCUGAAUGUCUGGCUCGCUGCCAGAGGCACCGACUCCACCAGCACGGUCUUGGUUGACACCUUCAAGAUCAUCACUUGGUUAGGGUAUUGCAACUCCACCAUCAACCCUAUGCUCUACGCUUUCCUGAACCGGGACUUCCAACGGGCCCUGAAGAAGCUGCUCAUUUGCAGGCACAGGUCUCAGGUGGACAUUGGAGAAGACAUGGUUUCCAUAGCCACGUUUUCCAAGACUGCUCCAGACCUAGAAUAUAGCGUUACGGUGCCAGUGCCUAAUGGUGCCCUAAAGGGCAAACCCAAAUAAUCGGGAUUCAGAAUCAGUUGCUGGAGGUGGUGGUACAGAAAGUGCCAGAGCACAUCCUAAUGGAAAAAUAAUGGGUAGGAAAAUCAGGGAAGGACGAGUUGGAGUAUUACAGGUGGGGGCAUAGGACAAAGAUGCAUUUCUUCUUCUUCCACAGUUUUACGGACAAGGAACUUUGAUAUUUUAGGGGCAAUUUGUUAUAACUAAUGGAGCUAAUUCCUUCCUGGGUAAUUAUUUUUUUAAUGAGCAUUUCCUAAGACAAAAUCAACCUUCAAGCUGGGGGGGGGGGGGGAAAAAAAAAAAAAAAAAAUCAGUGUGAUAAUGUGAACUUGUCUUUGUGUACAUCCUGGUGAUCUACAACAUAAGGUGGGACAGUAUUUCUUUCUUAUCAAGCCACUGUAGCUCUCAUCUUGCAGCUUACAUUACAAAUUUGACCAGUUUUGGUAA
Molecule: messenger RNA, 2379 nt
Organism: Aquila chrysaetos chrysaetos
Lineage: Eukaryota; Metazoa; Chordata; Aves; Accipitriformes; Accipitridae
Product: octopamine receptor-like
Exons: 7
Coding region: 775-1935 (386 amino acids)
Biological process (GO): adenylate cyclase-activating adrenergic receptor signaling pathway
Cellular component (GO): membrane
Molecular function (GO): neuropeptide Y receptor activity
Source: RefSeq, a predicted model, not a curated record